CCAAACAAAGUUCAUACCCAAUCACAAUUAUUUGCGAUAAUCGAAAAUAAAUUUUAUUUGCAUUAGUUAGUGGUGCUCUUAAAACGCUUGCGAAACGUUCGCAAAGCGGUGUUUCAGAGCUUCAGUGAUUAAAGUUUACAAAGAGAAAGUAUAUUAAAAUUAUCUAUUAAAUAAUAGUACCUAAUAAAAUAAACUCUCGCGAAUGAGUGCAACAACAUUUCGACGUUUUUGUGCCAGCUGCCUUGUUGGCCUGCUGCUCUCCUCCUACGCCACCUAUGUGGAGUUGCGAGCGGAAAAGGAUGCUAGCUACGUGGCAAUGUGCGAUUUGAGUCCGAAAGUCAGUUGUACGGCGGUGUUUACUUCAAGCUACGGCAGAGGUUUUGGCCUAACAAAAUAUUUAACCAGCUGGAAUCCACCGAAUGGCGUGCUAGGCAUUACCUUCUAUAUUUUGCUGCUGCUGUUGACUCCACCACGCCAUCACUUGCUCUCACUGCUGCAGCUUUUACUCUGCUUCGUUUCGAAUUUACUUUCCGUUUACUUGGCUUAUUUGUUGUAUUUUGUACUGGAGGACUUAUGUGUCGUUUGCGUUUCGAUUUAUGUUGUUAAUUUCGUUUGUUUGUUGGAGUCAUGGAAAAUUUACAAACAGAUUUGGUGCAACAACGUUAAAGCUCAUUCGAAAGUGCAAAAUGGCAGCAAUAAGAAUAAUUAGAAAUAUACAUAAAUACAUUCAUACAUACAUAUGUUGAAAAAUUUCAAUAUUUUAAGAUUUUGAAAUGUAAAAAAUAAAUUGUAUUAAUUAAACUCAAAAAUUUUAAUUGAG
Messenger RNA from Rhagoletis pomonella (apple maggot), 820 nucleotides. RefSeq names its product vitamin K epoxide reductase complex subunit 1-like protein 1 (gene Vkor). Bases 203 to 709 code for a protein of 168 amino acids. Lineage: Eukaryota; Metazoa; Arthropoda; Insecta; Diptera; Tephritidae. Gene Ontology annotation, biological process: peptidyl-glutamic acid carboxylation; vitamin K metabolic process. Gene Ontology annotation, molecular function: vitamin-K-epoxide reductase (warfarin-sensitive) activity. The transcript has 3 exons. The record is from RefSeq and is a predicted model, not a curated record.